Messenger RNA from Parus major (Great Tit), 557 nucleotides. RefSeq names its product BTG anti-proliferation factor 2 (gene BTG2). Lineage: Eukaryota; Metazoa; Chordata; Aves; Passeriformes; Paridae. Gene Ontology annotation, cellular component: cytoplasm; nucleus. The transcript has a single exon. The annotation marks the transcript as partial. Gene Ontology annotation, biological process: negative regulation of mitotic cell cycle; negative regulation of cell population proliferation. The record is from RefSeq and is a predicted model, not a curated record.
AUAAUCAGCAAGGCAGCGCGGCAGAUCGGACUGAGCCUCCCGCAGCUCUACCAGCUCCUGCCCAGCGAGCUGACGCUCUGGGUGGAUCCCUACGAGGUCUCCUAUCGCAUCGGAGAGGAUGGAUCCAUCUGUGUUUUGUACGAGGCCACCAAACCCCCCAGCUCCUACGGAGGGAUGCUCACCUGCAAGAACCAGAUGAUGCUGGGCCGUACCAGCCCUUCCAAGAACUACAUCAUGACUGUCUCCAGCUAAAAAACAACAAAAAAACCAGACAAAACCCCAAAAAAACACGACAAAAAACAAAAAAAAAAAUAAUCUCCUCUUUGUCCUUACACUGCCAAGACACAGGCUACUGUAAUACCUCAAGCUGAGGAUCUAUUUUUAAGAUGAAGAGCUAUUUAUAUUUUUUAAAAAAAACCCUCCAGAAAAUCCAAAAUUAAAAUAUUGGGUGUCGCUCUGAGCCGAGGCGGCGCCCCAGGUGCCUUUUCUAAAGCUGUUGCAAGCUUGUGAGUUUUGUUUUUUGGUUUUUUUAAUAAUAAUUAUUAUUGUGAAGCUGA